CUCCUUCCAAACUCAAGCUCGAUAAUCUGGAAAAUGAGGAAUGUGAUGAACAAGUGAACAAUUUUUCAUCAUUGUAUUACAAAAAAUUUUCAACAAUAGAAGAAGCUAACGAAGAAUUUGAAAGAUACCACUCAAAAAUUAAAAGAAAAAAAGAAAAAUUAAAUUCUAACGAUAAAAUAGUUAUCUAUACGGAUGGUUCUCACAAAGACAAUCAAAAAGGAUCAUAUGCUGGUAUUGGAGUUUAUUAUGAAGAUGGAAGAAAAAAAAUCACUGAAUCUUUACCUGGAGAUUUACAAACUAAUAAUCGUGCAGAAUUGUAUGCAGUAAUUCGCGCGUUAGAAACAUGUAAAGAUCAAUUUAAAAUAAUUGAGAUUAAAUCAGAUAGUCGUUUUGUUGACGUUAAAAACAAAGAUUUGUUUGAGAAGAUCGAUUUUUUAUUGACCAAGAGACCUGGUCAGGUAUAUUUUACACAUGUUUUUGGAUAUAAAGGUGUAACCGGAAAUAAAUUAGCUGACAAAUUAGCUAAACAAGGUGCUACAAUUAAAAUGAACGAGAAUACUCAAGAUUCAACUAACAAAGAUGUUGUUUUAAGUAAAAAGGAACAAUUUUGGUGGUUCAAAGAGAAUGAAAACACAAAUUAUCGAAGACCGUUCAUAUUUACUGAUGAUGAAGGUCACAUAACCGAAUAUAUUCAACUCAAGUUGAGUGAUAAGCAAAAUGCUCUUCUUGAUAAAGAACAUCGAGAAUUUCUUAAGCGACAUAAAUUUGUUCUCGAUAGGGCUAGUAAUAUCAUCGAAGAAACCACCAAAGAAUAUUUACUCGAAUUACUUUACCCCGAAGCAAAAUUAGCAAAUAUUAAAUUUAAGAACAGUUAUUCAUUUGAUUUACGCAUUUGUAAUAUUGAAAUUGCUUAA
Racocetra persica is the source of this 914-nucleotide messenger RNA. Lineage: Eukaryota; Fungi; Glomeromycota; Glomeromycetes; Diversisporales; Gigasporaceae. The record is from the annotation of a GenBank genome assembly.